UGUUAAUCCAAUUAAUUCUUUUUCGUCUUUUUUUCUUCUUUUACUGUCAAGUGACGAGUUCGGUCAAUGUCGGGAAAUCUCGAUUCAAAUGUAGUUAUGAAUAAUUCAAUUCAAAUUCAUAUAAAUAAACCUGAUUCAAAAAUGAUUUGGCUUCAUAUCCUAGCAUUUUAACUAUUUCGGUUUCACUUUAACAGAUACAUACAAUUUUUGUAGUGACUAAAAAUAAUAAGGAAAUCCCGGAAAAUUCCUGUAUUUGUCAUAAGGGGUAUGGUCUGUGGAGCUGGGAUAAAAAUACAUUUUGACAGUUGACACAUAUUUCUUGUGGAAAAUCAAUAUAUUAUCAUCGCUUUAAGUAAAUUUCCCGAUGAUUUUCCUAAAUAAGUCUAGUUUUUUGGGGUGAGUCGUUAGAUGUAUUUGUGUACAACGUGAAAAUGAAAUGGGGGGCCACACUUUGGAUUUAUUGUGCCCUUAUAGUAUUUUGCGCCUUGUGGGGUGUAACUUCUGCAUUAGGUAACCCUUACCAAAUAUUAGGGGUACACCAGAGGGCUUCCCAACCGGAAAUAAGGAAAGCCUACAAGCAGCUAGUUAAAGAAUGGCAUCCUGACAAAUCUAACGAUCCAAAUGCAGAAGAAAGAUUUGUUGAAAUAAAGCAGGCGUAUGAGCUACUGUCUGAUCCUGAUAGAAGACAGCGGUACGACAUACACGGGAUAACUGAAGAUGAUUUUUACAAGAAACCAAAUUACGCCCCCCUUCAUACCAAUCACCCCUUCGAAGAUUUGUUCGCCCAGCACGGGGCGCAUUUUAACUUUCAGGAGAAUGAUAUUACGUUUUUCCAUAAGCUGUCUAUAACUACGAGGCAAUACGACAAAAUAGUAGUACCCAAAAGCAGGAAAACUCCCUACCUGAUUUUUUUCUACACCGACUGGUGCUUUCAAUGCAUCCAAACGGCUCCGUAUUGUCGCAAACUUGUCGACUAUCUGGAACCGUUGGGGGUGAAUUUCGCCACCGUUCAUUCAGGUAGGGAGAAAAAUUUGGGUAGGAGGUUGAGUAUACAUACGUUGCCGUGCUUGGUGUUGUUAUUGGACGGCGAUAUUUUCGUUUACAAGGAGACCAUUACCAGUAUACAAAGGAUAAUAGAAUUUAUAAGAAACAAAAUGCCAUAUAAAUUAGUGACUAAAGUGAAUUCGGACGACGUAGAUGACUUCUUAAACGGCUGGGACGACAAUAGAGUUAGAGGUCUCAUUUUCGAGCCCAGGAGUACAAUCAGAUUGAGAUAUUUGGUCACUGCCUAUCAUUUUAGACAUAGGGUAGCUUUCGCAUUCGUGGAUUCGCACGAGCUUAGAAGUAGAUAUCAAGUGCCGCACGACAUGGAUACGGUGUUGCUGUUCAACGAGAACACUUCGUACCCGAUGGCCAGCGUUUCAAUGAAAGACAUUCCUACGCCUACUUUGCAACACAUCAUUUCAUCCAAUCAGUACCUUUCAUUGCCCAGACUGUCGUCUCAAGAAGUUUUAGAGUCUUUGUGCCCGGAGGAAUGGAACAAGCCGAGGAAAAAAUUGUGCGUGCUUCUAGUGAUAUCUUCAUCGCACGUUUUUCAUCCAUAUCGACAAUCAUUCAUGUAUUUUUCGCAACAAUCGCCGUACAGCGUCGAAAAAGUUCGAUUCGUUUACGUCUACUACGACAAACAGCCAGAGUUCGUUAAUUCCUUGGUGCCGGAAGGUGAGAUUAUCCAACCGUUGUUAAGACUCGUUGUGCUAUGGCGAAGGGACAUGUCCCACGUCAGGUACGAAUGGGUGCCAGGAAAAUGGGACGCCGACAAGAAUUUCAGCGAUACUACCUCAGCGUUAGAAAAAACUAUCACUAGAUUGUUGAAACCUAGCGAAACUUUACCGAACGAGGCGUCUGUUAAGGAUUUGGUAGACGAACACGCCAGAGGUCUGAUGGGCAGGAUAUACACCAGGGUUAUUCAAUUCAUAGAGACCACUUACGAAGGAAUGACCAGGGAUCAGAUUUUAGCGCUUUUUUCGAUUUUAGGAACGAUUUUGUUCAUCUUAGGCAUUGGAUAUUUUAUGGCGUAUUUAGUUCGCAUUGAAGAGGAGAGCAUCCAAAAACACAAGGCCAAAACGAGUAACAAUAACAACGACGGCAUCAAUUCGUCCUACCAGCCGGAAUUGCGUUUGCACGAGAUGCGUUCGGAGAGCUACAACGCCUUGGUUCGAUUACUGAAACCGGGCUGCAGGACGAUCGUGUUGGUGUUGGACAUGCAGUCCAGACAACAACUGAUACCGCCCUUCCAUAAGGCCGUCUGGCCUUAUAGAAAGAACAAAACGUUGAUGUUCUCAUACAUAUACAUUGAAAGGGGCCUUAAAUGGUACAAAGAGCUGCUGCAGCUCUCUCUGCCAGACGAUAGAGAUCUGAACAUUAAUCCGAGAAAUUGCGUGGGUACGGUACUGGCCAUAAACGGUCACCGAAAGUAUUUCUGUGUGUUCCACGCCAAACACAUGGAAAGAAAGAAGAAGAAAAAGUUGAAAAACGGACCAACGACCACCGCUGCAACGGAGUUCGACUGCGAGAGCGGCGCCUUCAUAGGCUUCAACUCUGACAGCUCGGAAUCCGAUGAUUCGAUUCUGCUCCAAGGAACGCUCCUCGACGGCUUCUCAAAUUGGUUGGACCGGCUGUUCGAGGGCACCACCCAACGAUUCCACGUCAACUAUUGGCCCGAAUUCCCCAUAAAGUAGACAGGUCAUCGCAUCUCGCAUCUGGUUCAUCGUUGCGCCGGCAGGCAAUUUAAAAGCUUUGAAGGGAAAGGUGUUUUUGAGGUUUAGACACACAAAAUGAUUGGUUGGUUAGUUAGUUGGUUGAUUGUCCCGAGUUUGUUGUUGGAGAUUUUUUAUAUUUGUCAUUUUGUUGAUGAGCUUUUAUUUUCGGGUACAGUUUGAUCUCACCAUUAUAUAUGUCGGAUGUCACACUUCAGUUGUCGGUUGUCAAAUGGGAAAUGUUUGAAUUAGUUCGGUUGGAUCAAACUGUGUUUUAUUUUAAUGUUUAUAGGAAGAUUUAUCAAAUUUUUACAUUGUGUAGAGAUCGCUAGGUUUAGAUUUAGUUUUAAUAUUAUUGUUUUUAAAUCAGAAACCUUUACAAGUUCCAUUUAACUAUGCUUUUCGGUUGAAUGUAUAUAUAUUUUAAAGUUUUUUUUUUAUAGAUUGCGGAAAGCGAUGUGUCAGACUUCAUUUUCUUCGUCUGUCAAACGUCGAUUUUUGGUAGUCAUGUUUUUAGACGAGUUUGACAGUCGGCGAACAGGUUUGUGAUAAUAUUCAUCAUCAAAAUUUGAUAUAUAUACAUAUAUAAUAGCAAAUCGAAAUUUUAUGAGUUUUGUAAAUUGAAUGGCACACUAUCGAUUGCAGUUUUUUUAAAUAUCUACAUACACAUAUUCGUAGUCUAUUGAUAAAAUGGAUAAUAAGCCGCAACAUUCAAGGUAAGAGUCACUAGGAGCCAAAUAUGGUGCCUAAAGUGGAUGGUAUAGCUAUUUCUGGUAUUCUCGCAAGUUAUGCGUUAUAUAGUUUUAAAAAAAUAUGCAGUUGUUGCUUAUGAAAUAAUUUUCAAAUAAAAAUGAACGAGACAUUUUUUGCUAGUGAGCUGUACGAUUUACAAAAAGAAAUGUAUUCUAAAAUAAAGUUAAAACAAUAUCUUGGCCUUCCUAAAAAUUUUAUACAUAGCGCUUGCAAAAUAAAAUAUCCAAAAAACCGCGUUAAAUAAACUAAUUUCUCUUAUAUUGUUGAACCAAAUCUUUCUCUAUUGAUAACUCUUGAAAAUAUGAACUGAAUUAUUCAAAGUUAAUUUUCUAGUCAAACCGUAGAUAUAUACAAGAAGAACAUUGAUUAGUAGAUAGGUAUUUAUAAAAAUAAAUUUAAUCGUAGGAUAAAGAUAAACGAAUCACUUUCAUAUUGAAAAUUUUUCAUCCAAUGGAUUGUUAGUUAAAAAAUGAAAAAAAUAUACAAAUUCGAAACCAUGCACGCACGCUCUGUAGUUGAAAGAAAAAAUACGAAAUUUUAUUUGUCUUCGUAAUAAAAAUUAUGGACCAAAUGACAUCUCAGUACUAUGAUUUUUUAUCUGAGAGAAAAAGUUAGGUUAGUUUUUUUAAUAAAUUUCUUACAUAAGUGUGUUGUUGUUAAUUAUUGUACUAUAAUGCGAAUAUUUCCUUUUUGGAUGAUUUAUAUUUGUAUUUUAGAAUGUUAAUAGCAUUUAAAAGUUGUAUUUGUUCUCUCAACGGCGAGUCUUUUAUGCAGUUUGGUACAUGAUGGUUUUUUUUGUAGGUAAAUGAAAUUCGUUUUUUAAAUCAUAAUUUUUGGUGCUUGCUAACUGUUUUGGCAUAUUUUUAAUUUUGUUUUAUAACUAUAUGCCUCCGUUUUAGUGGAAAUAGUGCAACCAUUUAUACAGUUUUUU
Molecule: messenger RNA, 4440 nt
Organism: Psylliodes chrysocephalus
Lineage: Eukaryota; Metazoa; Arthropoda; Insecta; Coleoptera; Chrysomelidae
Source: the annotation of a GenBank genome assembly